Molecule: messenger RNA, 1140 nt
Organism: Cryphonectria parasitica EP155
Lineage: Eukaryota; Fungi; Ascomycota; Sordariomycetes; Diaporthales; Cryphonectriaceae
Product: neuraminidase
Exons: 1
Coding region: 1-1140 (379 amino acids)
Source: RefSeq, a predicted model, not a curated record
AUGGUCCGGCUCAACAAGCCUCUCGACCACCUGGAAUGCUUUCUCCCGUCAACAACGCCUCAAUGCCAUGCAUCCAACCUACUUCUACUGGACAAUGGCGAUCUUUUGUGCGCGUGGUUCGGUGGCACCCAAGAAGGCAAACCCGACAUCUCCAUCUAUCUGAGCCGGCGGCCUGCAGGCGCAGGCCCGUGGCUCAGGGCAGAGAAAGUCACCUUUGACGGCUCUAGAAGCGAACAGAAUCCCGUUCUUUUUCAAACGCCAUCAUCUCCUCGGGAAUUCUGGCUCUUGUAUACUUCUCAGGAGGCUGGCAAUCAAGACUCAGCGGUCGUCAAGCGGCAAGUUUCCAAGGACAAUGGCAGGUCAUGGGGCCAGCCAGAUAUCCUCUUCGGCGAGCCAGGAACUUUCAUACGACAGCCAGUCGUGAUCCUGAAGGAUGGCGCGUGGGCGGUACCCACGUUCAAGUGUCGAACAGAACCUGGCAUGCGCUGGAUCGGCAACGACGAUAUCUCGGCUGUCCGCAUCUCACGGGACGAGGGCCAGACUUGGAGCGAGACUGAGGUUCCAGAGAGCUUCGGAGCUGUGCACAUGGUGAUCCGGCAGCUGAAAGACAGAACCUAUUUCGCCUUGUUUCGGAGCCGCUGGGCCGAUAAUAUUUACUCAUCCACCUCAGCCGACGGCGUUUCCUGGUCGAAGCCGGUCCCGACAGAGUUGCCCAAUCCGAACUCUGGCAUCUGUUUCGAUGUUCUUCCUAGCGGACGAAUUUUGGCAGUGUAUAAUCACUCGUCAAAGGCUAAUGCGCAAGGUCGUCGUGAGGGUCUCUACGAUGAUAUUGCAGAUGCUUCGGAUGUCCGCAAGAACCAGGGGGCUGGUCAGAAUGGGAAGGAAGCCUUCUGGGGCGCACCAAGAGCGCCGCUGUGUCUUGCUUGGAGUGACAAUGAUGGGGUUUCGUGGAAGCACACGGUCCUCGAGGAAGGCGACGGAUAUUGUAUGACAAACAACAGCCAGGAAAAGCUGAACCGUGAGCUGUCAUAUCCGAGUAUCACACUGAGCCCGGAUGGGAAGGUGCACAUAGCUUUCACAUACUGGAGGCAGAAUAUCAAGUAUGUAGAGCUGGACCCAGCCGUGUUGGAUGCAGCGUAG